UAUCUCCAGAAACAAGAUCUCAAAUCGAAACUAUGAUAGUGAAACGGAAACAUAAAUAUACCCUCAAUUCAUUCGUACUAUACCGACGAAAUCCCAUUCGUAGUAUAGUGACGAAUCACGUGAUGAUACCAGUAAAUAGCACAACGUCAAGCAAGCCAGUUAUACAACUGAAUAUAUCUGAUACCAGAAAAGGGACAGAAAAUGAUUUAAUUGAUCCAGUUAACUAUACAGCUGAAAUCAGCAAUCCACAUGAUUUUGAAUUCACAAUUAAUGAAAAUCAAACUUGCAAGAACGAUGUUUUUCUUCUUGUGUAUGUCUACACAGCACCAGGAAAUUUUGCUCGCAGAAUGGCCAUCAGGAGUACGUGGGGAAAUACAACUUCAUACAAUAAACCUGACAAAAAUGUCAAAGUAAUUUUUUUGCUUGGAAAAACUACUGAGACUCUACAAUCCAAAAUAAGAGCAGAGAGUUUACUAUUUAAGGACAUAAUUCAAGAGAACUUUGUGGACUCGUACAGAAAUUUAACAUAUAAAGGUGUGAUGGGAUUAAAAUGGGUUGGAAAGUAUUGCCCAAAUGCUACAUUUGCUCUCAAAGUUGACGAUGAUGUUUUUGUCAAUAUAUUCAGUUUAGUAAAAUAUUUGGAGAAAAGUAACAGUAAUAAGGUUAUAUAUGGACAUAUGUGGCCAUUAGGAUCAAAGAGACCUGUUAUCAGGGACAAAAAAAAUAAAUGGUAUGUAUCGAGGGAGGAAUUUCCCAUGGACUUUUUCCCACAAUACGCUACUGGUAUGGCAUAUGUUAUUUCCGGCUCUGCAGUGAAGACAUUAUACGACACAUCGCUACAUUUGAAGUUUGUCUCGAUGGAGGAUUUUUACAUUACAGGCCGUGUUGCAAAAUCUGUUAAUGUCACAUUACACAACAUGCAUGGCUUUCUGUUCAGUCCAAGUGUUGAACACUUUUUUAAACAAAAAAAAGAACAAACAGAAAUAAUUCAAAACAAUAACUGGAAGUUUGCAUUCAGUGGAUCAAACAAUAUGACUUCUUUAAAUAUUUUAUGGGAUAAAUUAAUAUCUGAACAAAAUAUGUAACCCAUUUUAUGAUUUUGGAUUUUGGAUGUUGUAGGGGAGCCUGAAAUAAUAAUAAUAUUUAAAAAAUAUUACUCAUUUUAAUAUCAAAAUCAUUCAGAUUGAUUUUUAUGUCACUACCAAAAGGGGUGACAUAUUGUUAUAGUCUCCAACUUUUUUGUGGAUGGUGUUUGGCAUUUAGCAGUAUAUAAGUGUCGGCAUUCAGCGGUUGUCAACUGUGUCAAAUGGCAGGUAGUGAAAUUUUGCAUGUUAAUGCCUUCUUGGUAUUUUAUUUUUUUUACUAAAGCAUCCUGGGUCUCACAUAACGUCUUAAUAUAUAGUAUAAUACAAUUAUUUCAUUCUGUUGAGUUGAAUAUAUGUGUAUCUUUCACAAGCAAUAUUCCCCAAAACCCUGAAGGGUAGGGGAAUAAUAAUCCUGUGAAAG
Messenger RNA from Owenia fusiformis, 1506 nucleotides. The record is from the annotation of a GenBank genome assembly. Lineage: Eukaryota; Metazoa; Annelida; Polychaeta; Sabellida; Oweniidae.